Molecule: messenger RNA, 1548 nt
Organism: Trichobilharzia szidati
Lineage: Eukaryota; Metazoa; Platyhelminthes; Trematoda; Strigeidida; Schistosomatidae
Source: the annotation of a GenBank genome assembly
AUGCGUCUUGCACACUCUAUUAAGCUUCAGUGCUUUCGAAAAUUGUCUUCUAUCGAUCGAGAUGCUAUUAUACUUUCACAUGCUGAAAUCUCAAAGGAGAAUAGGAAACGACCUGCUAAAGCCACUUCAUCGGCACCAGCUGAACAAGGUCCAAAGGCAAAAAAAGUUAAAUCAGAAGAAAAUACUGAACAGGAAGAAUUACGUAAACAGAAUAAAUUACUGUGGAGUUUAAGAGAUAAACUUGAAAGUGAAGUAUCCAAAGAGGCGUUGAUUGGUUUACUAGAAUACAACAAACAAUUCGUUCCCUCUGGAUUAUCUCGUCUCCUCGAUGCAGUUGCCGAUGCCAUGACAUUUGGUGCAUUGCCGACAUGUCCAAGUUGUAAACAAGGCCCAUUGCAUUAUAGUAAUGCAAAUUAUAAGUGUAGUGCUAUGGCUACAGAUUGGAUCCAGUGUCUUUAUCAUACCCGAUCGCCUGAACGUAAAAAGUUUAAUAUUCCUGAAGAGUAUCAUGAUGUGGAAUUUUUAAAGAAGUACAAAUAUGUCAAGCGUACACGAUUAUUUCCACCGGAUCUGGUCUCUGAUAUCACAGGACCACUAACUGGUUUAUUUUUCUAUAUCACUAAUGGACCAUUUGAUAGUGGCAAGUCAAGGGAACAGUUAAUGCGUGAAUUUACUAAUUUCGGUGGAGCCAUUAUGACGAAACUUAGCACCAAUACAAUUGUUGUCUCUACACUGGCUGAAUUGAAACCGGAAAAGAAUGUGGACAGUGCGUCAAAGGGGACAAUUUCAACAGCACGUGCUUCUGGUUUACGUGUUAUCGAUGAGGGCUUGUUAUCUGAACUGAAUUCAGGUGGGAAAUCUGAUGGGAAAAUUCAACAACUUCUGGAAAAACAUACAAUCUCUGAUUGGAAAGUCAAGAUCCGUGAGCCUAAAGCGGACAGAUGGGAGAAGCGACUAGCUGAUUUAGAAUUUGAUGAUCAAGAAAUGAUGCGACUGAAACUUAAAAAUGGUGCAGUUGUUGAUCCACAAUCAGAGUUAGAGCAUAAAGCCUCGGUGUUGAAAGAUGAAAGUGGGAAAUUCAUGACAGCAGUUCUCGGGAUGGUUGAUUUAGUCAAAGGAUCAAAUUCAUUUUAUAAACUUCAAGCCCUGCAAGCGGAUAAAUCCCAACGCUGUUGGGUGUUUCGUGCAUGGGGUCGUAUAGGCACACCAAUUGGUGGGACAAAAACCGAGUCCUUUCCGAAUGCUACAUCAGCACGUGCAUCAUUCAGAGAGCUUUACCUUGAAAAAACUGGUAAUCAUUGGGAUGAACGUGAAAAUUUCAAAAAGAUGCCGUAUAAAUUUUAUGAAUUAGAAUUAGAUUAUAAUAAUUCUUCAUCAGAUAUUAAAGAAAUUCAAAGUGUUAGUGAAAUUCCAUCAAAACUGCAUCCAUCAGUUCAAUCACUUUUAAGGUUUAUUUGUGAUAUAAAAUCUAUGGAGAAGGCUAUGGCAGAAUUUGAACUCAAUAAAACAUUAAUGAAACGACAAAAUGUUCAACUAAUAAAAAAUUAA